Molecule: messenger RNA, 2445 nt
Organism: Vespa crabro (European hornet)
Lineage: Eukaryota; Metazoa; Arthropoda; Insecta; Hymenoptera; Vespidae
Product: transcription initiation factor TFIID subunit 6-like
Exons: 9
Coding region: 342-2291 (649 amino acids)
Biological process (GO): RNA polymerase II preinitiation complex assembly; transcription initiation at RNA polymerase II promoter
Cellular component (GO): SAGA complex; transcription factor TFIID complex; SLIK (SAGA-like) complex
Molecular function (GO): RNA polymerase II general transcription initiation factor activity; transcription coactivator activity; protein heterodimerization activity
Source: RefSeq, a predicted model, not a curated record
CAAUAUAUCGCUACUACACAACGUCGAAAUGUUUUUCAUGUUCAAUUAAAUAUCGUUGAAUUUAGUGCAAUGGCUGAUGCCGUUGAUGUCGUUACGUUCUUUAAUUUUGAACGAUUGUUUUAAGUGAAACUUAUAAUAGAAGAUACUAUCAAGUUUGUAUUAAUUAUAUUUGUAAAUAUGUAUUUUGAUAUUCGUCGACAAGUAAGAGAUGGAAAAAUAUCAUAUAUAUGUCAAUAAAAGGGUAUAAAAGUGAUCCAAUUUGAUUUAACUAAUUGAAUAAAUCAUUGAUAUCACACAUUCAUGCAAUUAAUAUCAGAGAAAAAUCAAAUAUUUAUGUGUAUAUGAUAGUUGUUUAUAUUGUAUAUCAUAUGGAAUGUAACAAUCAAAAUAUAUCAACAAUGAGUGAAAAUGAAUCUAUGUAUGGGACAACAUUAUCUCAAGAAUCAAUAAAAGUGAUUGCUGAGAGUAUAGGAGUAGGAAACUUCCCAGAUGAAGCGGCCAAGGAUUUAGCUGAAGAUGUCAGUUAUAGACUCAAGGAAAUCAUACAAGACGCUGCAAAGUUUAUGAGACAUGGGAAGCGUCAACGUUUGACAACUCAUGAUAUAGAUCAUGCAUUAAAAAUAAAAAAUAUUGAACCAACGUAUGGAUUUUUUGCUAAAGAUCAUAUACCAUUUCGUUUUGCUUCUGGUGGUGGUCGUGAAUUGCAUUUUGUAGAAGAAAAAGAAAUAGAUCUUAAUGAAGUUGUUUCUAUGUCUGGUGGACAAGCAUGGCCCAAAUUACCUUUAGAAAUUACCUUACGUGCACAUUGGCUUUGUAUAGAUGGUGUACAACCAACAAUACCAGAAAAUCCACCUCCUGUAUCUAAAGAAGCUCAAAAAUUAGAAAGCGUUGAUCCUACGAGCAAAUUAACUAACAAGAAUCAAAAUAUAGGCGCUGGAAAACCAGGUGGUGGUGGCAAAAGUCAAAAAUUACGUAAUGUAGAAACUGUACAUGUUAAACAAUUGGCAACUCACGAAUUAAGUGUAGAACAACAACUAUAUUAUAAGGAAAUAACGGAAGCUUGUGUUGGCUCUGAUGAAGCUCGGAGAGCAGAAGCAUUACAAUCAUUGUCUGCAGAUCCAGGUUUACAUGAGAUGUUAGCACGUAUGUGUACGUUUAUUGCAGAGGGUGUACGAGUUAAUGUUGUGCAAAAUCACCUUGCACUACUUAUCUACCUUAUGCGUAUGGUUAAAGCACUCCUUGAUAAUCCAAGUCUAUAUCUUGAAAAAUAUCUUCACGAGCUAAUACCAUCAGUUGCUACCUGUAUAGUUUCACGUCAGUUAUGUAUGAGACCAGAAGCUGAUAAUCAUUGGGCUUUGCGAGACUUUGCUUCUCGGCUCAUGGCUCAAAUAUGCAAGAACUUUAAUACUUCUACAAAUAAUGUACAAACUAGAGUAACUCGCAUGUUUAGUCAAGCUUUAGCUAAAUGUAAAGAGACACCUCUAGCAUCUCUCUAUGGAGCAAUCGAAGGAUUAUGUGAAUUAGGUCCAGAGGUGAUAAAAGCAUUAGUUAUACCUAAAUUGAAAUCAAUUUCUGAACGCAUUGAAUCAUGUAUUGAAGGCCCAGGAUUAUCUAGCAUUGAUAAAAAUGGUGCUGGCCAUAUAAAAUCAUUACUCGUUAAAUCAGUAGCACCUGUUUUAAAAACGGUACGAACAGCACCAGAUUAUGUUGAAGAAUAUAAAUUGGAUUAUGGUUACAUAGGACCAGCUUUAUGCGCAGCAGUUGCUAAAGCUCGAACACAACCAACAGCUUUAGCAUCAACUGCUACAACUACCACAUUAACUACAACUCAGCAACAGGGACCUACUUGUACUACCAAGACUCUUGUACAAACAGAAAAUGUUUCAGUGUCAAAUUCGAACCCUGGUCAACAAGCAGGACGAACGAUAAUGCUUGGUACAAGUAGAACUGGUAAUACAACCACAACUGGUGGAGGUCAGAAAUUUGUUAUCUUGCAAUCUCGAUCUCAAACGCCUACCGCAUCAAAUAUAAAUAGUGGUACGAUACAACAACAGCAAUCUCAGACACAACAACAACAAGUAAAAAUUGCACAAACUAAUGUAAAUUCACAAAAAACACAUUUGCAAAAUGUGGCGCCUAAAUUGGUUGUUGUGUGUAUGUCUAAUAGUAGUCAUACAAAUACAUCUGUCACACAGCAAGCAAAUAUGACAAAUAAGACGCAAAAUGUCUUUGUAACACAACAGAGCGUCGAACAUGCAUUAAGUCCAGAAGAAGAACAAUCAUUUGAGUAAAAGUUAUAUUUUGAGUAAAUUAAUACGUAAUAAUGUUAAAGUAAAUUGUAGAAAUUAUUUUUGUACAAUAUUUCUCAUAUAUCAUGUGCAUAGUUGUAUAUAAAACCAAAUUUUGGUAUAUAUUUGCCUAUUCUAUUAAACAGAAUUUUUUGAA